Lasiodiplodia theobromae is the source of this 978-nucleotide messenger RNA. Its product is annotated as Pectinesterase catalytic. Gene Ontology annotation, biological process: cell wall modification. Bases 1 to 978 code for a protein of 325 amino acids. The record is from RefSeq and is a predicted model, not a curated record. Gene Ontology annotation, molecular function: pectinesterase activity. NCBI's taxonomy places the organism in Eukaryota, Fungi, Ascomycota, Dothideomycetes, Botryosphaeriales, Botryosphaeriaceae. The transcript has a single exon.
AUGCCCAGCCUCGCCACCAUCCUCGCCAUCGCAAGCCCGGUGCUUGCCCUGAGCUCGCCCCCCUCGGGCGCCCUCACCGUCGGCUCGUCAGGCAAAUACUCGACCAUCCAGGACGCCGUUGACGCUUUGUCGACGUCCUCCUCGUCCGAGCAGGUCAUCUUCAUCUACGAGGGCACCUACAAGGAGCAAGUCGUGAUCCCACAACUCUCCGGCGCCCUCACCGUCUACGGCCAGUCCGACUCGGCCUCGUACUCGGGCAACACCGUCACCAUCACCGCCGGCAAAUCCCAAGCCGACGGCCUCAACAACGACGGCACCGCCACGCUCGCCGUGCACACGGGCAACGUCAAGAUCUACAACCUCAACGUCGAAAACACGUACGGCAAGGGUUCCCAAGCCGUCGCGCUGUCCGCCUACGCCUCGGGCAACCACGGCUACUACGGCGUCAAGCUCACCGGCUUCCAAGACACGCUGCUCGCCCAGGAGGGCAACCAGGUCUACGCCCAGUCCUACAUCGAGGGCGCCACCGACUUCAUCUUCGGCCAGGAGGCGGCUGCGUGGUUCGAGGCUUGCGACAUCCGCGUGGCCUCCGCGUCGGUCGGCUACGUCACGGCCAACGGCCGCGAUGGCUCCAGCAACCCGUCGUACUACGUCAUCAACAACAGCAGCGUCGCGGCGGCGAGCGGUGCGAGCGUCAGCUCUGGCGCUAUCUACCUCGGCCGCCCGUGGCGCAACUACGCGCGCGUGGUCUUCCAGGAGACGGAGCUGAGCGACAUCAUCAACGCGGCGGGAUGGGCUGUGUGGAGCACGUCGGAUACCCGCACGGAUGAGGUGACGUUUGCGGAGUAUAGCAACUCGGGUGAUGGCGCGUCGACGAGUGGCCGCGCGAGCUUCUCGAAGCAGUUGAGCAGCCCCGUGUCGAUGUCGGAUGUGUUGGGCAGCGAUUAUGCGGAUUGGAUUGAUUCUUCUUACUUCUAA